GGCAAUUAUAAGAUGGAUUAUAUCAGGGAAUUCGACAUACAGUUGGAAAAAGAGUAUUAUUAUGCUGGUGAGACCAUCUCGGGAAGCGUUAUUUUGGAUACAAUCGAGAAUUUUAAGCUACGCACAAUACGAGUUAUACUGAGAGGAAAAGCACACGCCGAGUGGAAGGUUUUGCUAUCUGGAGACCGCAGAACUGUUAAAGAUGACCAAUUCUUUGUCGACGAAAGACAGAUAAUAUGGGGUGAGAAAAAUGUGGAAACAACAAUACCCAUUCUUCCAAGAGGCAUCCAUAAGUUUCCUUUUAGAUUUUGCCUACCAGAGUCAAGUUUGCCAUGUUCGUUCGAGAGUAGACAAUGUUACAUACGAUACUUUUUCAAAGUAACCAUUGAUAUACCUUACGCAAGUCCUCCUCAAGGAAUAAAGUAUUUCACGGUUAUUGGACCCCACAUCGAUUGUAUGGAGGAACAGUACCUGAAACCCAUUGUCUUGGAAAACAGACGAUCGACCUGCUGCUGGUGCUGCAAAAAGGGUACGGUAAGUCUCCGAUGUGUGGUGGCGCGGUCAGCAUAUGUGUGCAAGGAAAGCAUAAAAUUAAAGGUGACAAUCGACAAUCAAGGCGAGGAAGAAGUAAAAUUGAGAGUGAAAUUGGAACAGUGUUGUGAAUUCUUCAUCGAUCGAGGGGUCCUCGGAGUCAGUAAAGAUGUGAAACAUCUUGUAUUUGAGUAUGGUGGUUGUCAUGUAAAACCCCAUUCAAGAAGUAAGUGGGACAGCUCAAAUUGUCUCAUAAUACCACCAAUGCCUACCACCCUCGUUCAUAUAUGCAGACUGGUUCAAAUAUAUUAUUUACUUACGGUUUAUUUAGAUACAGACAAAGAUUACGACAUUCUUGCUGUAAGCUGCCCUAUAACGAUAGGUACUGUGCCAUUCAGAAUACCAAAUUCGAAUAAUACGCCAGCUGUGAAAUAUGAGCACGCUUGUCCAGUUGUGGAAGGAGGCAUGUACUUGGCACCUGAAUUUCUUCUAGGACAGGUGUACGAUGGCAACGAACAUCAUUUGAGGGAGCCCAUCGUUUUGUACAAGCCACUCUACGUGACGGUAGACAAGUCUGAGAAUAAAUGAAUUAACAUUGAAAUAUGGCAAUAAUUACAUUUAAAUAAGUACCUUUACAGGGUAUUACCUCAAUUUCUUUUAUCACCGUUUAAGACUGAAUCAUAGCAACAAAUAUGUAGUCAAUUUUUUAAUUUUUUAAUACCCGUACCAUUUAAGGCAAAAUUUAGGUUAAAAUAUAGUCUUCUACAGCAAGGUACACCGAAACCUAACGAUUUUUAUCUCGGAGGAAUGGGACAUAGUCGUUAAGUUUUUGGUUUGGCUCAAUAGUUAUAAACUGCCCAAUAAAAUAAAGUAAAUGAUUUAAAUAACAUUUUUGUUGUUAUGUUUUUAUAAAGCAAAAACAAAAAUGUUCCAAGGCCUAAUUUAUUUUACACGAUUAAUGUAAACGACACUAAUUUUUUCUUACAGUUUGAAAAGUAGUUACAUUACACAUAAUCCUGGUUCAUUCCGUUUGUUGAGCAGUUUUUAUCUUAUCUUCCACAAAUGUCUAUUUGUAUGUUAACGAAUAUAAAUUAUAUAGGGUGUUCUUGAUAUUCAGCUUUAAAAAAGUGUGUUCUAAUAAUUUUUUAGCAGAAUAAUUAUGUAUUCCCUGAAAUUAAAAAAAAAACUAUUUUUUAGACUGAAGCAACCAAUGUCUUCCUUAUAAUUUAAAUAUUUGGUCAUUUCUUAACCUUUUAUUGACAAAAUAAUACAUCCGAUUUGUUGCACAAUAUUUCUAUUACAUGAAAAAUGAAUUUUGCUGCCGUCGUUCUUCCAUAUCAAAUUUUAUAUACACCUUGGCCAAAUUUUACACCCGAACACCCUAUAUAAUAAUUAUUACAUAAUUUUGUAAGUGAAAAUUAAUGUACAUGAUAGUUGAUAGUACCCUAGGCACUUUGACACCAGCCAAAUCUAAGAGACUGUUUGGCCAACUAUAUAAUUAGGUGUAUUAGAUACAUAAAAAACGUUCACAUGGUCAUAUUUGAUGUAAGAUCGCAAUAUUCGAAGGACGCACAAAGAGGAAACGGUCUAAUAUAAUAAAGUUUAUAAUUUAUCAAAAAAAAAAA
Molecule: messenger RNA, 2156 nt
Organism: Anoplophora glabripennis (Asian longhorned beetle)
Lineage: Eukaryota; Metazoa; Arthropoda; Insecta; Coleoptera; Cerambycidae
Product: arrestin domain-containing protein 3
Exons: 9
Coding region: 13-1119 (368 amino acids)
Biological process (GO): protein transport
Cellular component (GO): cytoplasm
Source: RefSeq, a predicted model, not a curated record